Molecule: messenger RNA, 1632 nt
Organism: Fonsecaea nubica
Lineage: Eukaryota; Fungi; Ascomycota; Eurotiomycetes; Chaetothyriales; Herpotrichiellaceae
Product: chaperone DnaJ
Exons: 2
Coding region: 1-1632 (543 amino acids)
Biological process (GO): protein refolding; response to heat
Cellular component (GO): cytoplasm
Molecular function (GO): heat shock protein binding; ATP binding
Source: RefSeq, a predicted model, not a curated record
AUGAAUCUCGCAGCAGGCCCAGCCGCAUGGGCUGGAGCGACUCCGCUUCCUAUGCGGACGAUUCUAAGGACGGUUCAACGUCCUCGACAACGAAAUAACUUUACUCGCAAAGCUCAAACAAGGAGAUUCUACGAUGCCACCGCUUUUAAAAGACCGUCAAUACAAAGAUCAUCAAUAUGCUCACGACCGCCGUCGAGUCAAGUCCGACACUUCUCCGCAACCACGACUUUCCAGGCUAUGAAUGAUCCUUAUGCGACUUUGGGGGUUGGAAAGAAUGCUACCGCAUCUGAGAUCAAGAAAGCAUACUACGCUCUAGCAAAGAAAUACCACCCAGAUACGAACAAAGACCCUAACGCGAAGGAGAAAUUCACGGAUGCGCAGUCAGCAUAUGAGCUACUCAACGAUCCUCAAAAGAAGGCUACAUAUGAUCAAUACGGUGCAGCGGCCUUUGAUCAAGGGGCCGGCUUUCAUCCCGGCGCGGGGAACCAGCAUCCAUUUUCCGGAGCUGCUGGAGCAAACCCUUUCUCCGGGUUUGGUGGAGGCUUUGGCGCGGAGUUCAACUUUGAGGAUCUUUUUGGCGCGUUCACUGGCGGUCGCCGCGGGCGGAGGGCCGGAGGGCCUUUCCAGGAAGAAAUUCUGGUGGGGGAGAAUAUCGAGGUACAAACAAACAUAUCCUUCAUGGACGCUGCAAAGGGCGUGUCCAAAAACAUCACCAUCACACCUCUUGUACAAUGCGGCACCUGUAAAGGCGACGGUAUGAAACCGGGCUCGUCGAGGCAGCAAUGCAAACGCUGUAAUGGAACCGGUACAAGGAUCCAUGUCAUGCAGGCCGGAUUUCAGAUGGCGUCUUCCUGCGAUGCUUGCAGUGGGACUGGAGUUGUUAUACCGAGAGGCUCCGAAUGUAACACGUGCGCUGGUAAUGGAGUGGUCCGCAAGAGAGAAACGGUGGAAGUCGAUAUCCCGGGUGGAGUGGAGGAUGGAAUGCGUCUACGAGUGGCCGGUGCCGGUGACUACCCUCCCACCGGAAUGUCAGCAAAUCCCAAAGCACGAACCCAGCGCGGGGAUUUGUACGUCUUCAUUCGGGUAGCGCCAGAUGCCAGGUUCAGCCGCAACGGGGCCGAUAUCCUCCAUACCGCCUCGAUACCUUUGACGACAGCGCUACUUGGGGGGGAGGUGGUUGUGCCUACACUGGAUGGAGAAGUCAAAGUGAGGGUUGCGACAGGAACAUCAACAAAUGACAGAAUAACACUGCCCGGAAUGGGUAUGAAGAGACUUGGUGGACGCGGUGCUGGUUCUUCUGGCGACCUUAGGGUGGAGUUCAAAGUUCAGAUGCCCAAAUAUCUGACGGCCAACCAGCGGACUAUUAUUGAGAUGCUAGCUGACGAAAUGGGCGACAAGACGGCGAAGAGGAUCAUGAACUUGGACAAGUACAAGCAGGAGCCUGCCAAAGACAGUAAAGCAUCGAAACCGUCCAACAAGGCCGCUGAUCACAAGAACGAAGGAUUCCUCAAAUCUACCUGGCAUCGACUUACCCACCAGCACGAUAAUCUAGAGCCAGACAAGCCAGGUAAAGAGAAAGAAGCAGAAGCGCAAGACGAGGAUGAGCCGAAGAAGGCAUCCGGGUCCGGUUGA